AUGCCCAUCCGGUCUCAGUAUUACGCCUCUCUCGACCGGCGUCUCCAGGAAUCGAUAUCCCAAAUCAACCAAGUUAGGGAACUAUGCCAGGUCCCGUCCGUCUCCUUCGGUGUGGUCCACGAAGGCAAGGUGUUAUUGCGACAGAGUGUUGGAUACCGAGACGCCGAGCAGAGGUUUGAGUCUGAUGCCGACACAAUCUAUAUGCUCGGUUCCUGUUCCAAGAUGUUCACCUCUGCCGCCGUCGCGAUCUUGGUCCACGAAGGGAAACUGCAGUGGCAGGAUCCGAUUCAGAAAUACCUUCCGGAAUUUAAUCCAGUUGGCGAUCCUGAAAUUGGCCAGAAUGCAGACCUCAUUGAUGUUCUCCGCCACUCGACAGGAGUAGCCUCUCCGGGGGCACUCUUCUUCGGGCCACGCGGGUCAAUUCUUGCUAGCGAAGAGGAUGUUAUCAAACUUCUGAACAUGAUGCCCACAACCAACAAGGACGGCCAGAAAUUUAAUCGCCACUGGGAAUAUAAUAAUUUCACAUACGGGCUGAUGGCCAAGGUGGUUGAAAAGGUGACGGGCCAACGAUUUACAGAAUUUCUUCGGGAACGCAUUCUAAACCCGCUUGGCAUGACGAGGACGGCUCUGACGAGGGCGGACAUCGCGGAUGAUGACAAUGUUGCUGUUCCAUGUGCGACUCUCGAUAAUGGAAAAUUCGUCCAGUUGGACUCCGAGUCAUGGCCGUGCGAGGAUCAUCCACCAUUACUGGCAGCGACGGGGAUGCGGAGUAGUCUCAAUGACAUGCUCAACUGGUGCAUUGCGGUGCUUUCUGCGGAAAGAAGAGAAACUCAUUCCCAGUGCAAGGGGAUGGAUGAGCCAAGUCCCAUUUCAAACAUGGUCUUGCCUGAUACACAAACCAAUCUGCGGAACAACCCUUUAAGGCAGAUGAAUCGCGUCCGCCGCGGCUACUGGACUCGACCGGCCGACGACCCAUCCUUUAGCAAGAACGCUGCUUAUUGCAUGGGAUGGGUACGUAUGGAGCUCCCUUCUUCAAUGCUGGGAGCCUUCAGCGGCAAUUACCAUUCUCGGGCGGAAGACCACCAGAUGCAUCUAAAACACAUUUUGGGAAUGAAAUCCCAUCCCUUUCUGGCGAUAGGACAUACCGGCGGCAUGCCUGGAUCAAUAGCGACAGUGUGGACAUUUCCCGAUACCCAAAGCGCGGUUGUGACCAUGACCAAUGGCCGCAGCUUUGGAGAUGCGAGUGACUUCGCAGCACAAAUCUUGAUCCAAGCACUGUUUGAUCUGGCCCCACGGAUUGAUCUGUCUCCCUGGAUGAAGAUGGAGGCAGACUUAGCACGAAGGUUCUUCUACGAGGACCUUCUGAAACCAUGGAAGGAGAACCAACGGCUCAGUGAUGCAAAACGGGACCCAAUGAUCUAUGUGGGAGAGUAUUGUGGUUUUGAUGGCCUAUUCACUUUGAGUAUUAUUGCGGACAUGGCGCCGGGCGAUUCUGAUGGCGAACUGGCUGUAGUAUUCAACCACCGCCAGGCCUCAAGGCGACCCCUAAUAUUCUACCGGAAAGAUACCUACAGUUUCUUCUUUGAAGAUUGGAACAACCAUGUGGUCUAUUCAGUUGGUGUAAAGGACUACAGACAGACUCUCCUGGAGUUCGAAAUUGACUAUGCAGCGGAGCAAGUUACUGGACUCUGGUGGCGGUGGUCAGGGGAUACGGAUGAAAAGCCAGCCUGGCUAAGGAGAGUUAGUAGAUAA
Messenger RNA from Aspergillus pseudoviridinutans, 1752 nucleotides. Its product is annotated as serine hydrolase domain-containing protein. The record is from RefSeq and is a predicted model, not a curated record. Bases 1 to 1752 code for a protein of 583 amino acids. Lineage: Eukaryota; Fungi; Ascomycota; Eurotiomycetes; Eurotiales; Aspergillaceae. The transcript has a single exon.